Molecule: messenger RNA, 2470 nt
Organism: Acanthopagrus latus (yellowfin seabream)
Lineage: Eukaryota; Metazoa; Chordata; Actinopteri; Spariformes; Sparidae
Gene: arxa
Product: aristaless related homeobox a
Exons: 5
Coding region: 614-2005 (463 amino acids)
Biological process (GO): regulation of transcription by RNA polymerase II
Molecular function (GO): DNA-binding transcription factor activity, RNA polymerase II-specific; RNA polymerase II transcription regulatory region sequence-specific DNA binding
Source: RefSeq, a predicted model, not a curated record
CUGCCAAAAAAAAAAAAAAGAAAAGAAAAGAAAGACACACACAAUAAAGAAAGGAAUCGAAUAAUUCCGGUGGAGAGCUGAUGAUUGUUCUGAGAGCAUUGUCAGUAUUUUUUAUUUAUUUUUUUUUUAGUAGGAGUGAACAAUAAAAUGAAAAUGACGCCGACGAGCCAGGAGAAAGUGAUUUUAAACGCGGGUUUGUUUUCACUUUGGCGGCGGUCGAGUUCGUUCCGCGGAGGGGAAAGCGAGUCCAUGUCGGGUUUUCGCCGCCUUUUCCCUCAAAUUAACUUUAAUCGUAAAAAUAUAUAAAGCAGCUCCGCGCGGGCUCUCUCCCCGCAUACACACGCGCGAGCCAAUCAGACGCGACAAAGCAUCCUGCACGAGGGGAGCGCGCAGAGCGAGAGCUGAGCGGAGCGCAGCGCGAGGCAGUUCCAACCGCUGUCAGUCAUUAGCCGGGAGAGGGAGAAGGGUGAGAGACACAGGGGGAGACAGAGGAGAGAGAGAGAGAGAGAGAGAGAGAGAGAGUCCCGGUUCAGACAGACACGUCGGCUCCGAGGUGAGAGAGAGGGAGAGACUGACAGGCGACACCGACGAGCAGAAGAGCCGAAGCGUCGACAUGAGCGGUCAGUUCGAGGAAGAUAUCCACGACCGGGGCGAGAGGAAGAGCAGUAAAUCCCCGACGCUGCUCUCCUCUUACUGCAUAGACAGCAUUCUGGGCCGCCGGAGUCCCUGUAAGGUCAGACUGAUAGGGGCUCAAAGUUUGACGGGUCUGCCCGGCAGAGGGGAGCACGACAAGACGGCGGACAGGCACACGAAAGACCCGCUUUCUCUUAGCGCCGACAUGCACCUGCCACCCAAGCUCCGCCGGCUGUACGGCCCCGGGGGGAAGUACCUCCACGACCACGCAGAGACGCUGGAGCGGGAGCGGCUCCUCCUGGAGCAAGCCAGCGACAGCCUCAAGAUCAGCCAGGCGCCGCAGGUGAGCAUCAGCCGCAGCAAGAGCUACCGGGAGAACGCGUCGCUGAGCCGGGGGGAGGGCGACCAGAGCCCCGGGGAGGGCUCGGAGGACGGCAGCCUGGGGCUGGUGGACCUUGGCCCGUUGAAGUUCGAGGAGGACGCCGGGAAGGAGGAGAGCUGCGGGGACGCGGCCGCUCUGUCCCCGAAGGACGAGGAGAGGGAGAGCUUGAACGCCGGGGAUGGGGACGUGAGGGACGGGGAGGACAGCGUGUGUCUGUCGGCGGGCAGUGACUCGGAGGAGGGGAUGCUGAAACGGAAGCAGAGACGGUACAGGACUACGUUCACCAGUUACCAGCUGGAGGAGCUGGAGAGGGCCUUCCAGAAGACACACUACCCCGACGUGUUCACCCGAGAGGAGCUCGCAAUGCGUCUGGAUCUCACCGAGGCCCGUGUUCAAGUGUGGUUUCAGAACCGCAGAGCCAAGUGGAGGAAGCGCGAGAAGGCCGGGGUGCAGGCCCACCCAUCAGGCCUGCCGUUCCCAGGCCCCCUGGCGGCAGGCCACCCUCUCAGCCACUACCUGGAGGGAGGGCCCUUCCCUCACCACCCCCACCCAGCCCUCGAGUCUGCAUGGACAGCAGCCGCAGCUGCAGCCGCUGCCUUCCCAGGCCUGGCCCCUCCACCACACAACGGCGCAGCUCCGCCCCUGGCCACCCCGCUCGGUUUGGGCACUUUCCUGGGCACGGCCGCCAUGUUUCGUCACCCUGCCUUCAUCGGACCCACUUUCGGCAGACUCUUCUCCAGUAUGGGUCCCCUGACCAGUGCUUCCACCGCCGCGGCCCUCCUCCGUCAGCCCGCCCCUCCUGUAGAGAACCCCUCCCAUGCGGGCCCCGUCCUCCCCGACCCAUCCUCUUCAUCAACCUCCUCCUCUGCCUCGGCAGACCGCAGGGCCUCCAGUAUCGCAGCGCUGCGCCUCAAGGCCAAGGAACACUCGGCUCAGCUCACCCAGCUUAACAUCCUGCCUGCCGGAGCCACAGGGAAGGAGGUGUGCUGAACACUCAACACCAGCUCUAGGCCUCCCCCGUCCCCGGGCUUACGUCCCAUUCCAUGACACCCCCCCACCACCACCAUCCCCUGUUCCUCCCCCUCAAAAACCCAUUCAUACCUCUGGAGGCUGAUGUCCUGAUGUCCCCCUUGUUCAAGCGUCACUGUUACCUCAUGUUUCCCCAACAAAAUAGCACGACCAAAUUCAAAAGAGCACCGGCUACAAAAAGUGUGUGUGUGUUUGUGCAUGUGUGUGUGCGUGUGUGUGUACCUGGUAAUUACAGUUACUGUAACAUUGUUUUACACUCCAUACACACAUCUGAACGACAGUCCAGGAAUAGUUUCUUUUCACUUAAAGGGGCACUCUGUAGUUUUGGAAAGAAAUUCAAUCUCAGAAUUGUAAUAUUUACAAUAUUAAUGAGGUAAUAAUCCAAACCCAGACAUAUUUAUUUUUUAUAUAUUUGAAUAAACAAGC